AUGGCCGCAUUCACCUUGAGCUGGACCGUCAUCCUGACAGCAGCUGCAGCAUUCGCGCUGGGCUUCGCAUCAACAUUCUCCACCUCCCAUUCGACCUAUCGCAUUCCAGCAACAGUCCAGAACGGACCAGCCCAUGCAAGAUUCGAAGUCGACACCCCCGGCGGCAAAUUGGGCAUUCAGAGCCGACAGAGCCUCGAUGCGCCAAUGCUCAGUUCAAUCAAUAGCUCCGUUUUUGACUGGUGGUACUUUGAUGCGGUUUCCUUGGAUGAUCCGCGCGAAUCGCUCGUCUUGACCUUUUUUACCUCCACGGCUGAUGCGUUUCCCUUUUUGGAUUCGACGCAGGAAUCUGUGCUUAUCGCGUAUGCUUGGGCUUCGUUCCGCAAUGGGUCUUCAUGGUCUGGUUAUCUUCCUGCGACCCUGGCGACGGUUGAUAUCAGUGGAGAUGGAGAAGCAGAGGCAGAUGGGAACGUGAGUUCGGGGAUGUGGAAUGACACGGGGCUUCAAUGGAAUGCUUCGAAAGAGGAUCUAUCGGCUUAUGAGGUAUCGGUGAACUCGCCAGAGUUGGACGUCAAGGGGAAGUUGAGUUUUACUUCGAGUACUCCUCCUCAUCUACCCUGCGGUGUUCAGUCUGAUACCACGUCUUUACAGAUUGCUCCUCACGUCGGGUGGGUGAAUCUGGUACCUGAUGCCGUGGGAUCCGUCGACAUGACCAUCCGAGGGUCUCGGUUGGACUUUGUAGGCGCUGCCUAUCAUGACAAGAAUUGGUCCGAUCGAAAUUUCACCGAGUCCGUCCGAAGCUGGUACUGGGGCCAUGGCCGACUCGGAGCAUACUCGAUUGUCUGGUUCAGUUACCUCGCCAUCAACGACCCCACUAACACAACAUAUGUCAGUAGCUACGUGGCUCGUGAUGGCGAGACUAUUGUCGAUGCUUGCGAUGUUUCGCUCCUCACUGUUCGUCCUACCGGGAGCCCGAACACGACUGGGUCCCGAUACCCGCCGUACGUUGGCGAUAUCCCAGAUGGAUUCAAGCUUGAUUUUGCCUUACGGGAAUAUCAACGGCUCAGAGUGAAUGUCUCUACGGAAUCUAAAGUAGCUGGGGAUGGAGAGUAUUAUAUGCGAUGGACGGGGAGUAUAAAGGGUGAGGUGGUGGAGGUGGGGAUGGAUUCAUCGUCUGAGUCCGUGCUAGAGUCUUCAAUCACUGGAGUGGCAGUUUUUGAACAGUUUCACAUGCUGGAGCGAGGCUCAUCUUAG
Molecule: messenger RNA, 1251 nt
Organism: Penicillium manginii
Lineage: Eukaryota; Fungi; Ascomycota; Eurotiomycetes; Eurotiales; Aspergillaceae
Exons: 3
Coding region: 1-1251 (416 amino acids)
Source: RefSeq, a predicted model, not a curated record